GUCACAAAAGAGCCUCUCUCUCUCUCUCUCUCUCUCUCUCUCUCUCUCUUUCUCUGUGUCCCCCUCUGUGUGAGGGAAGGGAGGGUGACGAUGUCAUGGCUGGCGAGGUCUCUGACGAGCUCCUUCAACUACGAUGAGAGGGACGACGAUGGCGACGAUGACGAUCACCAAAACGAGUCGCCUCGGAGCAGAGGUGUCAAGGAAGACCUCUCCGAACUCACCAAAUCCUUCACCCGUCAACUCUGGGGAGUCGCCUCCUUCCUCGCUCCUCCUCCCCCUACCUCCUCUACUACCGAUUCUCCCUCCUCCCCCACCCCUUCUUCUCCUUCUUCUGCUGCUCCCCAGAAUUCAUUUUCUGCAGUCCCUGAUUCCCCUUCCUUGAUCAAUGAAGCCAUCGGUGGUGGCAAAUCGCACCCCAUUGCCGGGGAUUCUCCGCGAGUGGCUGGAAUUCGCAGCGAUUUGUCAGAGAUCGGUGGGAGGUUUAAGUCGGGCAUCUCUAUGCUUUCCGGUAAUAAGGCAGUGAGCGAGAUUUCGAGGAUUGCUUCGAGCUUUCUCCCCUUUGGUUCGGUGGAUGAGGAGGAGGUCGAGGAAGUUGAGGAUGGUUUAAGCGCGCCACCUGUUGGGGUCACGGAGGAGGUCCUGACAUUCGCGAGGAAUAUAUCGAUGCAUCCCGAGACUUGGCUGGAUUUCCCUUUGUUUGCCGACGAUGAAGAUGCUCACGAUUUUGAAAUGUCUGAUGCCCAACGAGAUCAUGCAUUGACUGUUGAGCAUCUUGCCCCAAGAUUAGCAGCUCUAAGAAUUGAACUUUGCCCAAGACAUAUGAGUGAAGGAUGCUUCUGGAAGAUAUAUUUUGUCCUUUUGCACUCACGACUUAGUAAGCAUGAUGCGGAAUUAUUGUCAACCCCUCAGAUUGUUCAAGCUAGAAGUAUGUUGCAGGAAAUGCAGAGCCGCACAAGGACAGGUAGUAAUAGGUUAGAGAGUCCAUAUGCUGAGGAGGGUAGUGCUAAAUUGCUCUCCCAGGAGCCCCACAGUUCAAAGCCUGAAUGUGAGUUGUCCUUGUCCAAAGAUGCAUCUUCAGAGCUGGCAAAAAGUUUGGGUAUGGAUAGCGAAAGCGAAAGGCUGUCCACAGCUGACGAGUUGAAGAUUGUUGAUAAGUCGGUCAUAGAUGAACGGUCAUUCACGCUAAACAAGGAUGUUCUGACACAAGCUGUGCCCGUGUCCAAUCAGAAAUUUGAGGAAGAUGGAGAUGAUUGGUUGGAGGACAGCGCUGAGAUCAGUGGUGCGGAACAGGUGACACCUGCAUUUGUGAAUGAAGAGGAUGUGUCAUUUAGCGACCUGGAGGAGGACGGUGACAAUAGCUGCUUAGCUGCAAGUUCCAAAGGUAAGGACGCUUCUGAUUCAUCGGUCGAUGGGUCCAGAGGAUGGGUUCAACUUGGUGAAAGUCACAGUGAUGACGCGAUAGAGGACACAGGCAGCAGCCGCCCAUCAGAUAUCAAGUCUCUCUCAAGUAAGGAUAGAAGAGACGGUGAUCGGCCACGCAGGACCAGAGAUAGCAGAGAGUCUAAUGACUGGCUCAGUAUUGAUGACAUAGAUGCCGUUUGAAUCUGAUGGAUAAUUACGAUCUGUAUUUUUAUCUGCUCCUCAAGCCUUGUUCUUCAGACUCCCUCUUUUGCGGACAUAUAUUGCUGUAAAUAGGUCUCAGGUAUCAUGAAACUAUAAUUAUAGUAAGCUAUGCUGGUAAGACAACAGUUUCUUGCUGGAUUAAAUGAUUAAUUGUAUGAAUUUGUUCUCGUA
Molecule: messenger RNA, 1794 nt
Organism: Nymphaea colorata (pocket water lily)
Lineage: Eukaryota; Viridiplantae; Streptophyta; Magnoliopsida; Nymphaeales; Nymphaeaceae
Exons: 3
Coding region: 91-1602 (503 amino acids)
Source: RefSeq, a predicted model, not a curated record